GGUCACGUGGAUCAGAGAUGGUUCAUCUACCUGCAGUGUGAAGGGAACUGGGGCAGCAGUCUUCGUUUGAGAUGCACCACUUGCCGUCAGAAACCAUCCGAUUACUAUCCAGCUCCCAAGUGAUUACUGCUGUGGUCAGUGUGGUUAAAGAGCUUGUGGAGAAUGCCUUGGAUGCUAAUGCUAACAGCAUUGAAAUAAAACUGGACAACUUUGGAUUUGACAAGAUUGAGGUCCAGGAUAAUGGGGACGGAAUUAAAGCUGCAGAUGCUCCUGUUAUGGGCAUCAAACACUACACCUCUAAAAUUACCAACCAUGAGGACUUGGGGGCUUUGGAGACAUAUGGGUUUCGUGGAGAAGCUUUGGGUUCAAUCUGCUCUGUAGCAGAGGUGCAUAUUACAACGAAGACUGCUGCCGAUGAGAUCAGCACCCAGUAUGUUUUGGAUAACACUGGACAUGUUAAAUCUCAUAAGCCAUCACACCUUGGACUGGGGACUACAGUCACGGUCUUAAAUUUAUUCAAGAAUUUGCCAGUAAGAAGACAAUUUUUUUCUACCACGAAGAAACGCAAAGCAGAGCUCAAAAAAGUUCAAGACCUUCUAAUGGCAUAUGGAAUUAUUAAACCAGAGCUUAGGGUUGUACUUGUACACGAUAAGGUGGUUAUAUGGCAGAAGAACAAAGUAUCAGAUCACAAAAUGGCACUAAUGUCAGUUUUGGGAACCUCAGUCAUGAAUAAUAUGGCGCCUUUUCAACACCAAGAUGAUGAUUCAGAGAUCAGAAUUCAUGGAUUUCUUCCAAAGCGAGAAGCAAACAAUUUAACCAGUGCUUCAAGUUCAGAAAGGAGUUUUAUUUUCAUCAACCAACGACCAGUUCAUUACAAAGAAAUAUUGAAGAUGGUUCGAUCAUACUAUAAUCAAAAUAUAACAUCUCAUUCCUAUCCUGUGUUUUUCAUGAAUAUUGUUGUCCCAGCUUCAUUUGUAGAUGUCAAUCUAACUCCAGAUAAAACUCAAGUAAUGUUACAGAAUAAGGAAUCCGUGCUCACUGCUGUUGAGUUUAUGCUGAAGUCUAUGUAUUCUGAUCCAAUACUCAGGGAAGUUGACAGUGUUAAUGCACAGUCUUCAGAGGCUGAUGUGAACAGUAAGGUUCCUGCAAAAGAAAAUGAUGGCAAAGAUAUGAUUGUUGAAACUACUAAGCCUCUGGAGAAGAAUGUGUUCAUACAUCUAAAUGAUAAUAUUGAGAAACUGGAAAGCCAGGCAGAAGUUGUUUUAACAGAUCCAUUAGUAGACAGUAGUGUAUGGCCUAACCAUGACAGGCAGUGGAAUUUCACCAUGGAACAUGUUAAAGGUGAUGAAGCUGACAGGGAACCUGAAUCUAGAACUGCUGGGCAACCCUCAGAGUACAAAAACACCACUUCAAAUGAUAUCCUGGAAACAUUGGAUGAUAAUUGGAGUAAAGGGACUGCUUUUAAAAAUUCAAAAGGAGAAAACGUACAACCUGUUACUAUAUUAUGCCCUUCACGUGAAACAAAUGGCAGCAAAAUGUCUGAAGAAACUAGCUUAAUUAAGAGUCCUGAAAAUACAGAAAAUAAAUCUACAAAUGUAAUCUACGAGAAAACUGGAUUUAUAACCGCUUUUGACUUGAUGAAUAACAGAGUUAUAAAGAAACCAAUGUCUGCAGUAGAUAUUUUCACCCAGGAAUAUCGAACAAAAUAUCUUAAAGAUGCACCAAGAGUUGGAUUUGAUGACAUUUCUUCAGAAAUGUUGGAUGUUUGGGAAAAACUCGAUGAAGAGGAAAAACUUAAGUAUGAGGAAAAAGCAGCCAAGGACUUGAAGCGAUACAAGCUGCAGUCUGCAAACGCUACAGAAAGAAAUAUGCAAAAGCCAAAAGAGACAGAAAAAAGACUGAGGCUGGUGUCAGGAGAAAGCGCUGCUCAAAAAAUAAAACAGAAAACGGCACUCUCCAAUCAACAAAUCCUGGAUACUAUGUUUCAGUCACAAGUUCAAAAGAAAGCAUCUACACCCGCUGUUAAAACUACCCAAAUAGCGUUUAGCCUCAAUGACCUAAAGCAGAAGCAUUGCAGGCUUCCAGUGAAAGAUAUGCAGGAUGCAGAAUUUAGUUUAAUAAGUAAAUUGAAUUUUCCCGGUGCUUGGGUUUUAGCAUCUAAGAAAGCAAUAACCUUGUUAAAUCCGUACAGAAUGGAAGAAGUGUUGUUGUGUAAACGACUCAUGGGCAAUCACAUCAUUCCUGCAGAGACUUUGGACUCACCAAUUGUGAUAAGACAUAGGUUGCUUGGAGAAACGGAUUACCUCUCAAUUCUUUUAGGAAUGCAAAAGGACAAUCCAAAACCAAAUGGACAUAUUUAUUUUUCAGACCCUAGACUAACUGCUAAUGGGUUUGUAAUUAAAAUGAUACCAGGUUCUCCAGAUAGCCAUGUGGAGAUUGAAGGGAUGGCCAGCGUUUUGCCUUUUUACGGGAUAUCUGAUCUAAAGGAAAUCUUAAACUUUGUGAUGAAUAAAAAUGCAAGAGAUCUGUGUGACUGUAGACCCCUUAAAGUUUUAAAUUAUUUGGAGGCUGAAGCUGUAAGACUGACAAGACAACUACCUUUAACACUAGCAAAAGACGAUGUACAGAACACUUUGAGUCGAAUGAAAAAACAGCUUGGAGAUCAAACUAAAGGAUGCAUCCAUGGUCGGCCUUUUUAUUAUCACCUAGCUGAUAUUCCUCAAGAUGAUGAUUAGAAAUAAAAGGACUCCUAUUGUAUAGAUCCAAAUCU
Nanorana parkeri is the source of this 2770-nucleotide messenger RNA. RefSeq names its product PMS1 homolog 1, mismatch repair system component (gene PMS1). The coding region runs from base 72 to 2735 and encodes 887 amino acids. The transcript is spliced from 13 exons. Gene Ontology annotation, molecular function: mismatched DNA binding; ATP-dependent DNA damage sensor activity; ATP binding. NCBI's taxonomy places the organism in Eukaryota, Metazoa, Chordata, Amphibia, Anura, Dicroglossidae. Gene Ontology annotation, cellular component: MutLalpha complex. The record is from RefSeq and is a predicted model, not a curated record. Gene Ontology annotation, biological process: mismatch repair.